Messenger RNA from Glossina fuscipes, 1251 nucleotides. RefSeq names its product hydroxymethylglutaryl-CoA lyase, mitochondrial. Gene Ontology annotation, molecular function: hydroxymethylglutaryl-CoA lyase activity. The transcript has 2 exons. Bases 110 to 1087 code for a protein of 325 amino acids. The record is from RefSeq and is a predicted model, not a curated record. Lineage: Eukaryota; Metazoa; Arthropoda; Insecta; Diptera; Glossinidae. Gene Ontology annotation, biological process: ketone body biosynthetic process; L-leucine catabolic process.
UUUUGAAAAAUCAGCUGAUUACAAGAUCAAUUAGGGUUAUAGAGCAGCAUAGAUCUGCAAUUAAAGUGAAAAUAAUCAUUUAAAUCAUUAAGUAUCCUAAUUAUCGGAUAUGUUAAGACCAAUUUUUAAUCACACAUUAAAUCGUGCUUACGCAACGGCGCAAAGACUACCGUCCCACGUACGUAUAGUCGAGGUCGGACCGCGGGAUGGUUUACAAAAUGAAAAAAAACUAUUACCGGCUGAUGUGAAAAUAUCAUUUAUCGACCAGUUAUCAGAAACGGGCCUACAAACCAUUGAGGUAACCAGUUUCGUGAGUCCUAAGUGGGUGCCGCAAAUGGCUGAUAAUGCUGAAGUUUAUAGUGGUAUAAAAAAAUGCCCGGGUAUUGCCUAUCCUGUGCUAACACCUAACGUAAAAGGCCUGGAAAGUGCUAUGAAGAUUGGUGCUAAGGAAAUUGCCGUUUUCGGAGCGGCAUCCGAUGCAUUCUCAUUGAAAAAUGUCAAUUGCACUGCGGCCGAAAGCAUUGAACGUUUCCGUCCCGUUUUGGAAAUUGCUCAUAAAAAUGAUAUCAAAGUACGUGGUUACGUAUCAACCGUCGUUGGUUGUCCGUAUCAAGGUCCAAUCAAGCCGGUGGAAGUAAGAAAGGUUGUGGAGGCUCUUUAUGACAUGGGGUGUUAUGAAAUUUCCCUAGGGGAUACGAUAGGCGUUGGCACACCCGGAACUAUAAGCAAAAUGUUAGAUGAAGUGGUGCGCGUAGUGCCACCAGAAAAACUCGCUGUUCACUUUCAUGAUACGUACGGCCAAGCUUUGGCUAAUGUCUUAACUUCUCUUAACUACGGCAUUGCUGUGGUCGAUUCUUCCGUUUCUGGUUUAGGUGGUUGUCCUUAUGCGCGCGGUGCGUCGGGUAAUGCGGCUACCGAAGAUAUUAUUUAUAUGCUCCAUGGCAUGGGUAUAGAAACUGGUGUCAAUCUAGAAAAAUUAGUUUUAGUAGGACGUUUUAUAUGCCAGAAGUUGGGCCGGAUGUCCGAAUCGAAAGUCAAUCGCGCUUGGAAAGAACCCCAAAGUCCGAAAUGUGAUAAUCAACAAUAAACGAAUUUUAAGAAAAGGAUCUCGAAAGCAUUUUUUCUACCAAAAAAUAAGUAGUAACAUAAAUCUGUAUACAAUAUGUUAUAUGAUAUAUUCUUAUAUAUGUUAUAUUAAUUUUAAGAAAGAAAGCUUUACUAACCUAAGAACGAAAUCUGUAUAUAUGUAAA